Pocillopora verrucosa is the source of this 1935-nucleotide messenger RNA. RefSeq names its product transmembrane protein 50A. The record is from RefSeq and is a predicted model, not a curated record. Lineage: Eukaryota; Metazoa; Cnidaria; Anthozoa; Scleractinia; Pocilloporidae. Gene Ontology annotation, biological process: late endosome to vacuole transport via multivesicular body sorting pathway; protein targeting to vacuole.
UCUGGGAACGAAUCUGGGUGUCUGUAAUCGACAAAAAUACCAGAAGAAUCACGAAGAUUGUGAUUUGCAAAUGACGUUAAAUUUUAUAGACAUUCGAGUUGAACUGAACUAGAAAUCAUGAGUGGAUGCCUGGAUGAAAUUCGCUGCCCCGAUAUGGAGGUUGUUGUGGAGAGAAGGAACUUAAUUUCGUCAGUUUCAGCUGGAACUCUGUUUUUCAUUGGCUGGUGGAUAAUAAUUGAUGCUGAAGCUACCAAAGAUUUUUGGCAUGUUUAUCACAUCCCAGGUGUUAUAGCCUCAAUAGGACUUUUUAUGAUUAAUGCUGUGUCAAAUGCCCAGAUCAGAGGAGAGACUUAUGGCACAGGAUGCAUUGGACAGACAGGUGCCAGAGUAUGGUUUUUAAAUGGUUUCUUAUGGCUAUUUGGAAGUUUGAUUUCUGCUACCUGGAUUCUCUUUGGUGCCUAUGUUGUUCCAGGAGAAUCUGAUCCAUGGCCUGGAGUAGCAAUCUUCCUUCAAAAUGCUUUAAUAUUUUUCAGUGCAAUUGUGUUCAAGUUUGGCCGUGCAGAGGAGCAUUGGUAGAAUUUUAUGUACUCAUCUAUUGCACAUCUACAUUACCAGAGGCUGUAGAGCAAAAAAAAACCAUCAGCAGAUUUUUGGAUACUUAUUUAAAUUUUGUAUAUAAUUUUUUUAAGAAAUUGUUAGGAGGUUUACUACAUAUCCCAACUAGGGGCUCCCUGUGAACUCAGUGGGAUAGGGAAAGGAUAUUUGUGUGAAGAAAAAUUAUUAUAAAUUGUAUUGCUGGCAGAUUAAGAAAACUGUGAACACCUUAACUAUUUUACAGAACUGUGCUAAGUUUGUGGAGAGAUUAACACAAAACAAUUAACUAAUCAUGAUCACUGCUGCCCACAGUUCAUUUACAUGUAUCUCAUAUCAUAACUGUUUUCUUCCUAUCUGGAAGUAUUUCUGGUACAUUCAGUUUUUGGAAGUUUGUCAGUAACCGAGUUGAUUGGUUGAAUUAUGCUAAAAGGUGUCACCAAUGAUUUGUUCCAUUUAAUGAAUAACAAAAAAACCAAAGGCAGAUAUGUAUUAACUGUCUUAAAUUCUAAAAAAAUAAUGGUGAAAUACUGAGUUAUUUUGGUGUGUUUAUUAGCCAUGUUGCAUAGAAUGAUAGCUGAGCUUGCUGCUGUAGUUAGUUUCCAGUUAAUGUAAUUUUCAGAAGGAACACAAUAAGUAAGUUUUGUUAUGUUCAACUUAGGAGUUAAAAGUUCCUAACUGUUGCAUGAUCCCUUGCUAUUGUCUGUCUAACAACUUAUGGUGUUUAAAUCUCUUUUUGCUGGAACAAAAAUUGGCUUUUUAAGCCACAAUAUUAACAAAAAUUAUUGUUGAAACAAACCUGUUCAUAUUUUGCUUUGAAUUAUGAAUAUCUAACAAGUUCUUUUCUCAUGAUGUGUAGGUAAUCAUCAUUAUUAAAAUAUAACUUGAUUCUGCUUCAAUUGUGAUUUUAAUAAAAUGAAAAUGGUUGUGUAAAUACAUUGUUUUGCUGUAAGGUAUCCAUUCUACAUUCCACAGCAAGUCAUCCUUUUAAGGCAACAAAACUAUAUUGCUGGGACAAGCAUUUUCAAGUAAAUUCACCAUGCACGUGAAUCAAACUGUUGCUGUGAUUCUCAGCAACUUGUUGCCUAAGUGUGUCUCAGCUUUGGUUUAAACACUUGGUGGAAACCAGCGAUAAACUUUGACGAUGCCGUCGUCCCCUGCAGCUGCAAGACAGGGACCUUGACCAUCAUCAUCAAUUGAAACAGCAUUGACUGCAGAUUUAUUUACUUGAAGCACACAGUGGAUCUUGUUAAACUGAAAUGUAAAUAAAUAUAUAAAAUGACCAUUUGUCAAGCAUCUUGGGACCUCAUGUUUGAAGAGCCAUUAAACAAACUGAAAUUUUGG